AUGGACUACACCAAGCGACGGGAGCGGUAUCGAGCCGUUCUGGCCGGCGAUGUUUGCGUGCAUCCCGGCUCCGUGUUUGACCCGAUCUCGGCCCGCGCUGCCGAGGACCUGGGUUUCGAGGUCGGUAUGUUCGCCGGCUCCAUCGCCAGCGGCACGGUGCUCGGCGCCCCCGACUACGUCGUACUGACUCUCAGCGAGUUUGCCCAGCAGAUUUACCGCAUCUGCCGAGCCGGUCAAUUGCCCCUCAUGGUUGACGCCGACCACGGCUACGGCAACGCCCUCAGCGUGAAGCGAACCGUGGAAGAGCUGGAAGCCUCCGGCGUGUCGGCUUUGACCAUCGAAGAUACCGUGCUGCCCAUGCAGUUCGGCGGCGCCAGCGGAUAUAUUUCGCUCGAAGAAGGCGUCGGCAAGAUGAAGGCGGCUCUGUCCGGCCGCACCGACCCCAAUCUCGUAAUCGUGGGACGCACCAGCAGCCUGAGCGAAGGCAUGGACGAGUGCAUCCGCCGCGUGAAAGCCUACGAGGCGGCCGGCGUUGACGCCAUCUUCCUGGCCGGCGCGACCACCAAGGCCCAGGUUGAAGCGGUCAACGCUGAGCUGAACAUCCCCCUGCUCCUCGGCGGAGCCGGCGGUGAACUGUCGGACAAGGCGUGGCUCGGCCAGAACGGCGUGCGCGUCGCUCUGCAGGGGCACCUGUCAUUCCAGGCUCACAUCAAGGCGGUUUACGACACCCUCAAGGCGCUGCGUGACGGCGUCGCUCCUGGCGAUCUACGCGACCAGUGCGCCUCGCCGGAGCUCAUUGCCCAGGUCACGCGCAAGGCUGACUACGACCAGCAGAUUGCCGACUACCUCAGGUAG
This is a messenger RNA of Geodia barretti, 855 nucleotides long. Lineage: Eukaryota; Metazoa; Porifera; Demospongiae; Tetractinellida; Geodiidae. The record is from the annotation of a GenBank genome assembly.